Molecule: messenger RNA, 1146 nt
Organism: Musca vetustissima
Lineage: Eukaryota; Metazoa; Arthropoda; Insecta; Diptera; Muscidae
Gene: mts
Product: serine/threonine-protein phosphatase PP2A
Exons: 4
Coding region: 111-1040 (309 amino acids)
Biological process (GO): peptidyl-serine dephosphorylation; mitotic cell cycle
Cellular component (GO): cytosol
Molecular function (GO): protein serine/threonine phosphatase activity
Source: RefSeq, a predicted model, not a curated record
UCCAUUAUCUUGGAUUAUAUAAAAUUUUCUUCUCCCCUCUGUGUUAAUAAAAAGCCGUCAAAAUUGAAUCGACAAAGAUUGACGAGACUUUUUCCUCUACUUCAACUGCAAUGGAGGAUAAAGCAACAACAAAAGAUCUGGAUCAAUGGAUUGAACAGUUGAACGAGUGCAAUCAAUUGACAGAAGCCCAAGUCAGAACUCUGUGUGAAAAGGCCAAGGAAAUUCUAUCCAAGGAAUCAAAUGUCCAAGAAGUCAAAUGUCCUGUAACAGUAUGCGGCGAUGUACACGGUCAAUUUCACGAUCUUAUGGAACUCUUCCGGAUAGGUGGCAAAUCGCCUGAUACAAAUUAUUUAUUUAUGGGUGAUUAUGUCGAUCGUGGCUAUUAUUCGGUCGAAACUGUUACACUAUUGGUCGCACUCAAGGUACGCUAUCGCGAAAGAAUUACAAUUUUGCGUGGCAAUCACGAAUCCCGACAAAUCACUCAAGUUUAUGGCUUUUACGAUGAAUGUCUGCGCAAAUAUGGCAAUGCCAAUGUUUGGAAAUAUUUUACCGAUCUGUUUGAUUAUUUGCCACUGACCGCAUUGGUCGAUGGUCAAAUCUUUUGUUUACAUGGUGGUCUCAGUCCAUCGAUUGAUAGUUUGGAUCACAUCCGCGCGCUGGAUCGCCUGCAAGAGGUGCCGCAUGAGGGACCCAUGUGCGAUUUGUUAUGGUCUGAUCCCGAUGAUAGAGGUGGCUGGGGUAUUUCACCACGUGGUGCUGGUUACACCUUUGGUCAAGACAUUUCGGAAACAUUUAACAGCACAAAUGGUCUAACAUUGGUAUCACGUGCCCAUCAAUUGGUCAUGGAAGGUUAUAAUUGGUGUCACGACCGCAACGUUGUCACAAUUUUCUCAGCGCCAAAUUAUUGUUAUCGUUGUGGCAAUCAAGCGGCCCUUAUGGAAUUAGACGAUUCACUUAAAUUUUCAUUCCUACAGUUCGACCCAGCACCAAGACGUGGAGAACCCCAUGUUACACGAAGAACACCAGAUUAUUUCCUUUAAGAGAAAUUACCUACAACAACAAGUAAAAAACAAACAAGAAAACCCAAACAUUACAACAACAAGAACAUUUACAUUUAUUACUAUAUAAAAUACUAAUGAUAAUAAA